Angiostrongylus costaricensis is the source of this 1854-nucleotide messenger RNA. NCBI's taxonomy places the organism in Eukaryota, Metazoa, Nematoda, Chromadorea, Rhabditida, Metastrongylidae. The record is from the annotation of a GenBank genome assembly.
AUGAAGGUCUCCUCUUUUAUGGAGCACAUUGAUCGGUUAAAGGAGGAAUUCACCUUCAUGCACAAUCAGCUCCAGCAGCAGCGAAAUGAGCUGGAAAAGCUGAAUGCGGAGAAGGAGAAUAUGCAGCGACACUACAUGCUAUACUACGAAUUUCAAUGUGGAAUGAACAUGGAGAUUCAGAAGCAGAAUGAACUUUGCAAACGAUAUACAGCGAUAAUUACACAGCUUCUUCCCUUCCUACCGCCAGAACAUGCGCAACAAGCGGUCACAGCAAUGGAGCGUGCAAAGCAGAUAUCAACACAAGAAGUCGGACAGUUAAUGCAAUCAAACACACAUUCUCAACAAAUGGCUGCAAUGAUGCCAGCGAUGGCAGGACUGCCGGGAGCCUUGGGAAUGCCACCCGUAGGGUUCCAGCAAGCGCUUGCAGCGGCAGCAAUGGGAGCAGCACAUCGUGUACCCGAAGCCGCCACAUCUCACUCCGAUCGGCAUGACCAACCCAGCAGACAAUCUAGCUCUCGUCCUCGAUCUAUUUCUCCAAACGGUUCAACAUCAAAGCGAAUGAAAAUUGAGGACGAUGCUGACGGAGAAGGAGAGUUGGAAAUCGAUGCUCCAAAGACGGAUGGACGUGAUUCCACUAAUAGUGUAGCGUCAAGCGGCGCUAGCACACCUGGACCAAAGCCUCGAAAUCCUUUGGAACAGAUGGGCAUUCCUGGCGGAAUGUUCGGCAACCUAGGUAUGAAUAUGAAUCCUCUUGCUGCUGCGUUCAGUCGAGGUGGACUUCCUCCUAUAUUCGAUCAGCAUGCGCAGGCGCGGAUGGCUGCUGGCAUGGGUAUAGGAGGCCCUUCUGGAGGUCUUUUAAAUGGAAAGCCCGCUUACUCGUUUCGCACCGUGGAUGGUGGUGUGUUGCAACCAACUGUCUUCCCUAAUGAUGCCUUCAACGCACCAGGAAUACCAAAGAGUGUAACGCGAAAGUUCGAGUUACCACAUGGAGAGGUUGUGUGUGCAGUCACCAUAGCUAAGGAUAACAGGAGUGUGUACACAGGAGGGAAGGGAUGCGUGAAGAUAUGGGAUAUUACUCGCACGCAAGAGAGUUUACGAACACCACUUUCUACAUUAGAAUGCCUCCAAGGAAAUUAUAUUCGAUCUUGCAAAUUAUCAGCUGAUAGCUCGAACCUUAUAGUCGGUGGUGAAGCUAACAUUAUCACCAUCUGGGAUUUACAGACCGCCACUAUUCGUAGCGAACUGGACAGCGAGUCACAGGCGUGCUAUGCGCUGGCCUUGUCGCAUGAUCACAAAUUGUUAUUUGCGUGCUGCGCUGACGGAAAUAUUGUGGUGUGGGAUGUCGAAUCAAAAACCAAGGUCACUUCUCUACCAGGUCAUCAAGAGGGUGCUUCGUGUAUUGAUUUAUCUUCGGAUGGUAGUAAAUUGUGGACUGGUGGGCUUGAUAAUACCGUACGGACUUGGGAUCUUAGGGAACGACGACAGCUAAGUCAAUUCGAUUUUCCUAGCCAGAUCUUCAGUCUUGGAUGUUGUCCCACAGACGAUUGGGUUGCUGUAGGUAUGGAGAAUAACAACGUUGAGGUUUUAAACACAACUCGGGCUGAAAAAUAUCAACUUCAUCAACAUGAGUCAUGCGUUCUAUCCCUGAAAUUCGCUCAUUCUGGUCGAUGGUUUGUCUCAACGGGAAAGGACAAUGUUUUAAACGCAUGGAGAACUCCGUAUGGUGCUUCAUUACUUCAAGCGAAAGAGUCAUCAUCGGUGCUGUCCUGUGAUAUCGCUAGCGAUGACUCGCUGAUCGUGACAGGGUCGGGCGAGAAGAAAGCAACCGUGUACGAAGUGACCACCUACAGCUGA